AUGUCGAACUUUUGGAGACUGACACCCGUUGCAGCACCUCUGAUUGAGUCCGUUGAGUAUCAUGAUGUAAAGUUCAACGGGACCCUGUUCAACCCUUCCGUGUACAUGGGCAAGCCGUCUCUAGAUCUCGAUGCUGCCUGGGACGCAAUAGUCCAUCGCUCGAGGCCGACAAGAAUCACCAGUGAAAUGUUGAAGAAACUUCACAAAGAAGAGCGUCCAUCGCUGAUCAAAUUCAUGGACGUGGACGGUGGAGGCUAUAUGGGCACGCUUGACUUCACUCAUCAGCUUCAUUGUUUGAAUGUCUUACGCAAGCAUACCUACUACGAGUAUUACAAGGAUACCGAAUCGGCAAUCCUAGAGGGGCCUCAGGCUUAUCGAACCCAUUUAGACCAUUGCGUGGAUAUGUUACGGCAGCAUAUCUUGUGCAAUGCAGAUGUAGGGCUGGUGACUAAUGAUUGGGUCAAAGGACACAAGACACCGUAUCCGGAUUUCUCAAAUUGGCACAGGUGCAGGGAUGUUGAAAAGAUCUGGGAGUGGAACGAGAAGUAUGCGGUGCAUAUUCCAUGGGAACGGCUCACUAGAUUCGGAGACGAAGUGGACUUAGAACAACCUGACGGUGCAAUUGUCUCAUAG
Molecule: messenger RNA, 633 nt
Organism: Postia placenta MAD-698-R-SB12
Lineage: Eukaryota; Fungi; Basidiomycota; Agaricomycetes; Polyporales; Adustoporiaceae
Exons: 4
Coding region: 1-633 (210 amino acids)
Biological process (GO): mycotoxin biosynthetic process
Source: RefSeq, a predicted model, not a curated record